This is a messenger RNA of Phanerochaete carnosa HHB-10118-sp, 1615 nucleotides long. RefSeq lists its product as uncharacterized. Gene Ontology annotation, molecular function: transaminase activity; pyridoxal phosphate binding. The transcript is spliced from 6 exons. The record is from RefSeq and is a predicted model, not a curated record. Bases 1 to 1452 code for a protein of 483 amino acids. Lineage: Eukaryota; Fungi; Basidiomycota; Agaricomycetes; Polyporales; Phanerochaetaceae. Gene Ontology annotation, biological process: biosynthetic process; amino acid metabolic process.
AUGACCAGCCUUGUCGAACGCUUCAAAAACUUGGUUUACCAUGCUGCGACGGAAGCAAAGCACGAGAGCGAGUCUGAGGCCCAUCAGAUCUUCCGUGAUACCGCAGGGCACAAGUCCAGGGGUCUCCUACCACAGACUAUCAACCCUGAUGAGGAAACCGUUCCAGGCAUUGAGCACCCGGGGAGCACGGGCGUAAUCUACUGCUCGGACCGUGCCAUAGCCAACGGCUUUUCUUACACCAACGCGCACGAGUGGGCCAAUCUUGGACAAGGUGCCCCAGAGGUUGGUGAUAUCCCCGGCGCGGGACCUCGCCCGACAAACAUCCAGUUUCCGGUCGACGCGAACGAGUACGCGCCCACGACUGGUGUCAGGGAGCUCCGCGAGGCCGUUGCCAAGCUCUACAACCACGAACAUCGCCAGGGUAAGGCGAGCCAGUACACGUACGAAAACGUCUGCAUCGUCCCAGGUGGACGUGCUGGCCUCUCUCGCGUGGCCGCCGUCAUUGGCAGUGUCUAUACCUCCUACCAGAUACCCGACUAUACCGCCUACGACCAGAUGCUCGGCGCGUUCAAGAAGCUUGUACCAGUGCCGACCGCGUUAGAGGCUGAAAACAAGUACCGCCUAGACAUAGGUCAGCUCGCCAAGGACAUCCAUAAGCAGGGCCUUCAAGUCGUUCUCGCGUCAAACCCACGCAACCCCACUGGGCAGGUUGUCCGAGGCAAGGAGCUGAAGGAGCUUGUAGAUUUGUCCCGCGAUACAUCCACGACGCUCAUCCUGGACGAGUUCUAUUCUUGGUACAUCUUCCCUGAGCACGAGUCUGAAUUUGGAAAUACGGUUUCCUCCGCCGAAUAUAUCGAAGACGUGAACACGGCAAGUUUUGUGGUUCUACUCGGCCUUAACUGGCGCCUUCCCGGCUGGCGUAUUUGCUGGGUUGUCGGGCCGAAGAACCUCAUCUCUGCGCUGUCGCAGUCGGGCUCCUUCCUCGACGGCGGCGCCAGCCACCCACUGCAGCUCGCUGCCAUCCCGCUACUCGAGCCGAACUACGUCGCGACCGAGCGCAUCGCGCUGCAGAGGCACUUCAAGGCGAAGCGCGACCACGUCCUGAGCCGUCUCGCGAAGCUCGGGCUACCGGUCGCCGUGCCGCCCGAGGCGACGUUCUACAUCUGGCUGGACCUCGAGGGCCUGCCGGCGCCGCUCAACAACGGGCUCACGUUCUUCGAGGAGCUCCUCAAGGAGAAGUGCAUCGCCGUCCCCGGCAUCUUCUUCGACAUCAACCCCGCGCAUCGCCGGAACCUGUUCUCGUCGCCGUGCCACCACUUCAUCCGCAUCUCGUGCGGACCGCCACUCGAUAACCUUGACAUGGGUCUCGAUGCGAUCGCGCGCGUGCUCGAGCGUGUCGACAAGGAGGGCCUGAGCGGAUUCGGGCAUGGGUACGAGACGAGUGCGACUUAGUGUGAUGAACAUUACGUAUGCAAGCGCGUAAGACUCGCAAUUUCUUAGAAAUGAAGCGCAACACCAUCUGUACAAUAGAAUCGGAUUGCUGAAACAAUGUACGUAGAUACAAGAUGUAACAAUACUGACCUGAAUACACGGUGUCUACUCGUGGCUUGCAGGC